CUCAUGUGGACCUUCUUCGCCCUCGCAACAAUCGGCCUCGCAUUCCGCUUCUACACCCGCAUCAAAUGCUUCUGCCGCCUCCUCGCCGACGACUACCUCGCCGGCUUCGCCUGGUUCCUCCUCCUCGUCAGCGCUUGCAUCUGGGACAUGACCAUCGACGGCAUGUACGAAGUGACGCGCGUGAGCGCGGGGCUGCAACAGCCCUCAGCCAAUUUCCAGCACAACGCGCAUCGGUUCCUGGUUGGGUCGAAUGUUGCGCUGGUUAUGUUCUACGUCGGGCUCUGGACGAUCAAGCUCAGCUUUCUAGUGUUCUUCUACCGCCUCGGGAACCAAAUCAGGCGGUAUCAGAUCAUGUGGUGGAUAGUUACGGCGUUUACGAUUGCGUCGGGACUAGCGUGUGUGGGGUCGAUUCAGUAUCACUGUCUUUCGGAUCCGUUUGAGAAGGUUUAUAUGAAUUGCUCGAAGGAUAGCGCGAUUCGGUUUCAGGAAGUUACGCUUAAGGUUAAUUGCGCGUUGGAUGUCUUUACGGACGUUUUGAUCAUGUCUCUGCCCAUCUCCCUACUCUGGAGCGUCCGCGUCAGCUUUGGCCGAAAGGUCGUCCUCGCCGGCCUCUUCUCCCUCGUCCUCAUCACCAUGGUAAUCGCAAUAGUGCGAGUCACGGUCGUCAGCAAAGGCUACGUGGUUGGUCAUCGGCAAGCCGAGAUAUCUUGGCUGUACUUCUGGAGCUUUACUGAGUUUGCUGUCGCUAUUCUCGUAGCCUGCCUCGCCUCCUUCCGCGCCCUCUUCGCCCAGAAAGAACGCCAAUCAGAAGCUGAAGUCGCCCGCAAGCGCGAGCUUGCUCAGCGCGACUCCCCCUCCGGCGGGAGCUCCAGGGCGCUGUGGGCGCGCGCAAAGUUCUUCCAGCAGUCGCUUUUUGAGACUGAGAAGACGGUUGAUCAGGAGACUAAGCGCGGUGGUUCUGACGACUUUGUGCCGCUGAGCGACAUCAGCGGCUCAGAACGUGGUGAGUCGAGGGCGACGGGAGAUGCGCACUCGAUCCAGGGUGUGUCGAAGUUGGAGAGCCAGGAUGGGUAUAUUGGGUAUCCUACCGCGCACGUGGUACAGCCGUGGCGGGGGUCGUUGUGAACAGGUCCGAAGCUGGCCAGGCUCCUUGAAAGCGGACUCGAAGUGCUGGCGUCUCGGUCCGCAAGGUGCAGAUAGCCCCCAUUGACAAGGAGGGGAAGCUGGUCGACGUAUCCGCCACAGAGAAGGGAUGGGACCCACAAUGUCCAAGCUCUUGUGGUACUCUUUUAGGAGGCAUUUGUUUAUUUUAGGCCAAAGAUGAACCUGCAAAAAUCUUUUACACC
Molecule: messenger RNA, 1346 nt
Organism: Mytilinidion resinicola
Lineage: Eukaryota; Fungi; Ascomycota; Dothideomycetes; Mytilinidiales; Mytilinidiaceae
Exons: 3
Coding region: 4-1125 (373 amino acids)
Source: RefSeq, a predicted model, not a curated record